AACGCGAGUACACUGUGGCAAAGAAUUAUUCCGUCGUAUUGAAAGCAUUUUCAAUGCUUGAAAGAUGUUUUCAACGGCAUCAACCACCUCCUUUUGGUAGUUGAUCAUUUCUACAUUUCAUCUCCUAUUUUCAGGGCAUUUUGGAGCAAUUGCAUUAUGCAUAGUCAUGUAUUUAGAUUAUACGUAAUAUUUCACGUAAAUUGAAGUUUAUGGAAUUAGGUAACCAUCCGCUGGUAUCAAUUGUCAGUUUGUUGAAUGAGCUUUGUUUUGUCCCAGUGGCAUUUUUUCAUUGUUAAGUUCUGUAAUUUGGCGGUAAAAUGAACCAAUUAACAAUAUACUUGCAUGAAACCGCGGGAAUGAUAGUGGAUAUAUUUCCUGCCUAACUAGUGUCUUCAUUAUUGUUUGGUUGCCGUUGCUGUCUCCUCCCAUCGUUAUGAAAGCAUGUUGAUUGUCAAGUGACCGUUUAAAAUUAAGAUGGAUAUCAACGACUUUGAAAAAAUUGAAAAAGUUGGGGAAGGAACAUACGGUGUUGUUUAUAAAGCAAGAAAUAAAGAAAGCAAUGAAAUGGUCGCCUUGAAGAAAAUCCGACUUGACACUGAAUCAGAGGGUGUACCAAGCACAGCAAUAAGGGAAAUAUCAUUGUUGAAAGAAAUGAACCAUGCUAAUGUUGUCAGAUUGUUGGAUGUGAUUCAUGGUGAACAAAAACUUUUCUUGGUUUUCGAAUAUUUAAACCAAGAUCUUAAGAAAUACAUGGACACUGCACCACCCUCUGGAAUAUCAUUUCCACUUAUAAAGAGUUACAUCUACCAAGUUUUAUGUGGCAUUGCCUAUUGUCACUCACACAGAGUUUUACAUCGAGAUUUAAAACCUCAGAAUUUACUCGUUAGUCACGAUGGAGCAAUUAAACUUGCCGAUUUCGGUUUGGCUCGUGCUUUUGGCGUGCCAGUAAGGACAUACACGCAUGAAGUGGUCACGUUGUGGUAUCGUGCUCCAGAGAUUCUUUUAGGAUGCCGUUAUUAUUCAACUCCUGUGGAUAUCUGGAGCAUUGGGUGUAUUUUCUCUGAAUUGAUUACUCGACGAGCAUUGUUUCCAGGGGAUUCAGAGAUUGACCAGUUGUUCAGAGUGUUCAGAACUUUGGGUACGCCUAAUGAAACCACAUGGCCGGGUGUAACCAAUUUAUCAAAUUUCAAAUCUACAUUUCCAAAGUGGAAGGAGCAAGGCUUAAGUAAAGUUUUUCCAACACUUUCACACGAUGCCAUCGAUUUACUGAAGAAAAUGUUGACAUAUGAACCAAAGUCAAGAAUUUCAGCCAAAAUGGCGAUGGCGCAUCCACUGUUCAACGAUGUUGCUAUUCAAAGUCCGUCGUAAAAAGAAAUUUAUUACUUAAAGGCACAUACAGUUUGUUACUAUUUAAAAGUACAUGAUUCACCAUUUUAAGGACAUCUUUCCUUACGUAAAUUGUUUCCUCUUAUGUUUCAGCUUCUACAGAUUUUCUCUAUAUUUAUUAAUUGCUAUAUAGAAAAUCGAAAUAAUUACUGAUCGUAUAAAA
This is a messenger RNA of Xenia sp. Carnegie-2017, 1549 nucleotides long. RefSeq names its product cyclin-dependent kinase 2-like. Gene Ontology annotation, cellular component: nucleus; cytoplasm; cyclin-dependent protein kinase holoenzyme complex. The coding region runs from base 475 to 1368 and encodes 297 amino acids. Lineage: Eukaryota; Metazoa; Cnidaria; Anthozoa; Malacalcyonacea; Xeniidae. Gene Ontology annotation, biological process: G1/S transition of mitotic cell cycle; regulation of G2/M transition of mitotic cell cycle; signal transduction. Gene Ontology annotation, molecular function: cyclin binding; ATP binding; cyclin-dependent protein serine/threonine kinase activity. The transcript has 8 exons. The record is from RefSeq and is a predicted model, not a curated record.